This is a messenger RNA of Oryzias melastigma (Indian medaka), 2989 nucleotides long. It is a transcript of the gene tent2, whose product is annotated as terminal nucleotidyltransferase 2. The record is from RefSeq and is a predicted model, not a curated record. Gene Ontology annotation, cellular component: cytosol. Bases 286 to 1737 code for a protein of 483 amino acids. The transcript is spliced from 15 exons. Gene Ontology annotation, molecular function: poly(A) RNA polymerase activity. NCBI's taxonomy places the organism in Eukaryota, Metazoa, Chordata, Actinopteri, Beloniformes, Adrianichthyidae.
ACUAACGCGGAAGUUCACGCGGAGGGAUCUGUUACAGUUUUGUUUACAUCCCCCACGCUGUUUGGUGUUUAUAAUUGCGCGCGUUUUUUACAAAUUGAAAAUUAUACCAUUUAUGAAACAUUCUUAUAGUAGUUUACCUAUUUUAAAGGCCAAUACCAACAACUGUCGGGUUUGUUUUAUUAUGUUUUUGGUGAAUGACUAGCUAGCCAUCUCGUAACCGUUAGCUUGCUGCUACAUCAGGAACUUCAGCGAAACGGAUGUUGAAGCACCCUGUAGAGCGGCACUAUGUUUCAUAGAAACGGGGCACCACCACCCCACAGAAACGGCCCGUACCCCCGGACGCAGGUUCCCGUUCCGUAUGAUUACAGCCCCCUGAGCAUCGGAGAUGCUAAUAGAGGCUUCCAUGUCCUUGAACAACAGAGGCUUCCUCCUUAUGUAUGGACCCCGCCUCCCCACUUUGCUCCCAUCGUCGCCCCUCCACGCAAACCAGCUUUGAACUACAGCCGCAAGAGGCCGAAUAUCAACAGCAGCCCUCAUCUUGUGAAGCGCCAACGUGUUGGUCCUCCCUCCCAUGCCACAGCUUCACCCGUUUCAAACUGGACCCCCCCACCGAGCAGUCUUCCACAUCAAGCUGUGGCAGCGCCUUCGACACCGCUUUCUAGUUUUGAUCGUUUUGGACCCAGUAGACCUGUCUCUACUCCUCAUCAGGGCCAAAGUGUGCCAGAAAGCUACAACGAGCUUCAGACAUAUGCCAGAGAUCAUUUAAGUCGACAGAUGGUGGAGCUGUUUGAGGCAUGCCAGCAGCAGCCUGGAGAUUUAGAACGCAAGGAGAUAUUUCGAGCUCAGCUGCAGGAAGACAUACAGAGCAUCUUUUCAGCGGCACGGCUUUACUUGACUGGGUCAUCUAUGAAUGGUCUGGGCUGCCGCAGCAGCGAUGCAGAUCUGUGUCUGGUCAUUAACGGAGAUAAAAAGCAUGAGCCGCUCUCUGUCCUCUCUCGCCUAAGAAAGCUUUUCAGAACACUCUCAUAUGUGGAAGGGACUUCUCUGAUACGUGCAAAAGUGCCGAUUCUGAAGUUUAAGGAGAAAGGCAGUGACCUGGAGUUUGAUCUGAACAUCAACAACACGGUGGGGAUCAGAAAUACAUUCCUGUUGAGGAGUUACGCCCAAGCUGAUCCCAGAGUAAGACCUAUGAUCCUUGUUGUGAAGAAGUGGGCCUGCCACCAGCAAAUCAAUGAUGCCAGCAAAGGAACACUGAGCAGCUACACGCUGGUGCUGAUGGUCCUCCACUACCUCCAGACUCUCAGAGAUCCAGUGCUUCCAUCUCUACAAAGGGAUCACCCCGAUUGUUUUAGCCCCUGCAUGGACAUAAACCUGGUUCCAGAGGGUUCCAAACACGUGCCUCCCUACAACUCCACGAACCAGUCGUCGUUGGGAGAACUGCUGUUGGGAUUUCUCAGAUACUAUGCGUCAGAGUUCAGUUGGGAUAAACAGGUGAUCUCAGUGCGUGAGGCCACAGCUUUACCCAAGACUAACGCUCAAGAGUGGAGAAAGAAAUUCAUCUGUGUGGAAGAACCAUUUGAAAGAAAUAACGUUGCCAGAGCCGUCCACGAGAAACUGAAGUUUGACGCUAUCAGAGCUCAGUUUGUUCUGUCCAGUAGGAAGCUGCAUGGAAGAAAGGACCUGAACUCCAUCCUUCCACUGAGAGCCAUCAUCAAUAAGGAGGCUUCCAGGAGAUAGACGGCGCUCUCUUUUUGUACGGUGUUUUCUACCGCGAGACGGGACCAACCCAGAAAGACGCAGCAACACCGGUUUAGACGUUAAGCUGCUGUGUUUCCCUGAUGCAGGAACUUCCACUGUUUUCCAAAGAAUUGUUGGUAUGAAAGCCAUCAAAAAUGGAAUGGAGUAACUUCAAUGUCCUACAGUUAAUAGCGUUUACAGAGUUACAGAUCUGAAAUGUUUUAUUUUUACUAUAGUGUUCUCCGCUGGACCUGUUUUCCUAAUCCAGCUAGAAAUGUUUUCCUUACAGUUGAAAGUGACUUAAUGUGACUCAAUGUUAAAAUCUGCAACAAAAACGUUUUUCCUUUCUGAUUUAAUUGUAACAACCGUAGUUGCAGGUGUUUUCCACGGCAACAUCCGCCUGAAGAUCACUUUAUUCCUGCUGCAUUUGAUUGGGCAAUCAAUCAGUUUCCUCCAUCAUUCUGUACAUUUGUCAUCUUAAAACUUUAUGUUUUCAGGUCAGCAUUUUGCUAAGCUGUGGCUUGAAUUUGAAGCUUUUUUUUAAGGAUAAUUACAAAUUCAUUAAAGAGCCUUUUCCACCAACUUGAAGUUCCAAGCUUUUCCUUAAACUGAGAUGUUCCUGUUCAAAUGAGCAAAAACCUUUAAAAAGAUGUUUUUUUAGGUCUAAGUUUUUUUUUUUUUUGGCAUAAAAUUGUUUACAUGCUUUAUUUAAAUAUGUUCAAAUUAAACUCAGGUGCCAAACAUUUUUGUGAAAUUGUGCACCUUGACUGUGUUUUGAUCUGUUUUAAAGGCGUUUACACAGCCCUCCUUAUAAAGAAGUUAUGUUCAGAGGUACUGUUGGAUUAACCUGCUUUCUUUUGACACUGAUUAAAUAAUUCUGUUUCAUAAAUGUGACAAAUACAUUGACAACACUUUUACAAAGUUACUUUUGGCUAAGAAAUUGUGACAUGCAAUCCAUACAUAUAACAGUUUUAAGGUUUUGAAUACAUUUGUUAAUUCAAAAUGAACUUUUAAAAACAGUUUUAUAGUUCUUACCAAGUCUUGAAAUGGUGUAAAUCUGCUUUGGUACAGGUCUAAGUUUGUUUCUAGUAAUUUUUUUGUCAUUUCUUGGCAUAUGAGCAUAAGUACAAGUUUUUGCUUUUCUGUUUUCUGAUCUAAAUUCAUACAAACAUUUGCUUCUGACAACAAUUUUGCACACAUCUUUUUUUAUGUCUUUUCUUACAAAUAAAAAAUAAACUGUUUUUCAUUGGAA